Messenger RNA from Aphis gossypii (cotton aphid), 3638 nucleotides. RefSeq lists its product as uncharacterized. Bases 1124 to 3121 code for a protein of 665 amino acids. The transcript has 19 exons. The record is from RefSeq and is a predicted model, not a curated record. NCBI's taxonomy places the organism in Eukaryota, Metazoa, Arthropoda, Insecta, Hemiptera, Aphididae. Gene Ontology annotation, biological process: intracellular protein transport.
AUGGUUGGGUUUACAAUUUAAUUAAGUUUAUAUUGAAAGCCUAUAAUACAUUUCAAAACGUUAUCUCCAUUAUCUUUUGCGAAUUGCCAGUCAAAGUAUUGAAUAACGCAUGAGCGACCGCGGAUUAUUGUUGUGAAACAAAGGUGAAAUAAAUUAAUGCUAUUACUAAAGAACACAGGAUUUAUCUCAAACGAUUGAUAUUAUUGCCAUUUGAAUCACAAAAUAAUAGAUAUGAUCGAUGAUAUUAUUACCUCGUGCUUGACAUAUUGUUAUGAAUCUUUUGAAAAUUAAAUAAAUUAUAUCAUCAAAAUUUUGUCUAUUACUAAAGAACACAGGAUUUAUCUCAAACGAUUGAUAUUAUUGCCAUUUGAAUCACAAAAUAAUAGAUAUGAUCGAUGAUAUUAUAACCUCGUGGUUGACAUAUUGUUAUGAAUCUUUUGAAAAAUAAAUAAAUUAUAUCAUCAAAGUUUUGUCUAUUACUAAAGAACACAGGAUUUAUCUCAAACGAUUGAUAUUAUUGCCAUUUGAAUCACAAAAUAAUAGAUAUGAUCGAUGAUAUUAUAACCUCGUGGUUGACAUAUUGUUAUGAAUCUUUUGAAAAAUAAAUAAAUUAUAUCAUCAAAGUUUUGUCUAUUACUAAAGAACACAGGAUUUAUCUCAAACGAUUGAUAUUAUUGCCAUUUGAAUCACAAAAUAAUAGAUAUGAUCGAUGAUAUUAUAACCUCGUGGUUGACAUAUUGUUAUGAAUCUUUUGAAAAAUAAAUAAAUUAUAUCAUCAAAGUUUUGUCUAUUACUAAAGAACACAGGAUUUAUCUCAAACGAUUGAUAUUAUUGCCAUUUGAAUCACAAAAUAAUAGAUAUGAUCGAUGAUAUUAUAACCUCGUGGUUGACAUAUUGUUAUGAAUCUUUUGAAAAAUAAAUAAAUUAUAUCAUCAAAGUUUUGUCUAUUACUAAUGAACACAGGAUUUAUCUCAAACGAUUGAUACUAUUGUCAUUUGAAUCACAAAAUAAUAGAUAGGAUCGAUGAUAUUAUUACCUCGUGCUUGACAUAUUGUUAUGAAUCUUUUGAAAAAUAAAUAAAUUAUAUCAUCUAAGUUUUGUUUUCAAGUUUCUCUUGACCAUUAUGGAUGACUCUGCUCUUGGAGUAAAUUCACUUUAUAAUCUAACAGUACAACAGAUAUGUCAAUCCAUGGACGAAAAUACACUGGUAUAUGUGAUGAAGUCGUUUCACCCAGCGAUAAGUUUAGAUAUAGUGUGGAAGAUGCUGCAUGUAAACGAUGACAGUCAAAAUUUUGAGUAUAAACAUACAUUGCCAUAUGAACAUAAGAACUAUUCACAGACGACUUUGUCAAUGGACCGAGGAUAUAGACUUGCUACAUCGAGUCCUGACGUUGAAACCAUUCCUAAUGAGCAAUUGCAUAAAAGUCUAUUGAAAUUUGCAGAAAACCAACAAACUAAAUUUAUUGAUAAUUUCAAUUUUUCUGAUCACUUUGACUUGGAAUUGUUAUUUAAAUUUAUGGAAGUCACUAUUUCUCGAGGACAACUGUUUACAAUAUUCCAGAUUUGUGUACAAAUAAAAGGAUUACAAUUUCCAAAGAAUUUAUCACAAGAAUGGAUACAAAUUGAAAUUGAUGAUAAUGAUCAGAAAAUAAUUUUUCGUCAUAUUGAACAAGGUCUUAAACUAGGAAUUUUUCUUGGUGAUGCCGGUUGGCUGAAUGAGUCUGCUCAAGUCUUAUCACAUACACAUAAAAUAAUGAAUACAAAAUGGGAAUGUUUUGAUCAAAAUUUAAAACUGCUCAAAAAUAUACAAUGCUUGACCAAGUGGUUAUUUGUGUUAUCCAAGAUCCAAAACUUCAUUGAAGCAAAGAAAGUUUUUAAACUUAUGUUAUUCACUCUUAGUGUCUUUGAAAACAUGAAAGAAAAAUCAUUGUGUAUAGCAAAUUCAUAUGUGGCUGUUUCACAGUACUUCUAUCUAUUAAUGGAAUUUGAUGAGGCUUGGUCAUGGGCAGUAAAAGCUACCGAUGAACUUGGAGAUAACAGUAGCACUGUAUUAAAAAUGUCAGUCAUAAGUCAUGCAAUUAAGAUUUCUUCCAUUUUAAAAAAAUUUGAUACAGCGAAAAGGUUAAAAAAUCAAUUGGACACAUACGAUAAACAAAUUUCUCAGCUCAUUCAUAUUAAUAUGUUAUCAAAUGAAGCAAUCUUCUUAUCAAAAGAAAAAAAACCAAUAGAAAGUAGUAAACGUUCCUAUAUGGCAAUAGACUCUACACGAAAUUUAUUUGGUUAUUACAAUUUGAAUACUGCAAUUAUUUUGUCUGAAUUUGCAUAUUCUCGGUUUUUAUGUUUUAAAUCAGCGACAUACUAUACACAAUCCAUGCAGAGCUUACAACAAGCCAUAUAUAUCAUGGAAAAAAUUGGUUUACCAAUUAAAAAUGUGUUAUUUUUGAAUACUAUUCGAAUAAAAGCAUUAAUUAUAGAAAAAACAGUAUCUUACAUGAGCAGAGAACCAUUUGCUCAAAAUAAUGGUUUGGGACCAAUGAAUAACGGAGAAAGACAAAGUGAUUUAGCAAAAUGGAGAGAUAAUAUAUUAGAUGAUGCUGAGAUGCUCCAUAAAAAAAUUUUACAUUAUACUUCAAAUGUUGCACCUAAAUUCAUGCUUGCAGCAAAAUCAUACACUAAUCUUGGUAGUAUUUCUAAAAUGCAGAAAAGGUAUAAGAGAUCUGAAUUAAUGUAUUUAAAAGCUAUUGGACUCAAAGAAACAAUAUUGAAUGAAAAAUGCGAAGAACUUGCUCAAAUUUAUAGUGACGUGUACUCAAAUAGCUCAAAUAAAACAAAGAUGAACAUCGAACAUGUAAUAAAAUCAUCAGAAAUUUUUUUAACCUUCUAUGGUUAUCAUUACAAAGAGGUUCAGAAUGAUUUGGAAGUAUUGAAAAGAGUUAGUAAAAAACUAAAGAAAAUUGAUGAUUUUAAUGAAUAUAAUACUGUUAUGGACAACUCCUUUGCUUCACGAACAGCUGGUUUAUGUUACAUGUUCGGUUUAAUUGAUGAUGAACUUGUAGAAUUUAGUUUAAGUAUGGAAGCAAUUAAAUCAAUAUUAAAUACUAACUAUAAUCUUGAUUUGUAAUUAAUUUAAAUGUAAGAAUAAUUUUAAAAUCAUUAAUUAAGAGAAAAUUAUAUCUGCCUGUUAAGUCUCCAUCUUAUUAAUGUAUAUCAUACUAAAAUUUCAGCAGUUACAAUUUUGUGUGUGCUUAACUUCAAUAUUACAAUGAGAUGACUAAGUUAAACAUAUUAUUUUAAAAUGCUCAUAACUUGCUUUAAAAUUAUAAUAUUAAUAAAUUCAUAUGAGAUGCCCUAUAUAAUAUUUUUCCUUUAAGUUUGAUAACAGGUAAAUAUAAAUUGUAAUAUUAAAGCUAACAACAUGAGUGUGAUGAACAUUUGAGUGAACACAAAUUUUCUACUUCAUACAUUAGUACGACAGAAACGAUACUCAUGGGUAAAGCAUUUUCUAAAUAAAUAGUAAUACAGAUUUGUGUUAACACAUUUAUACAAUCAGUUGAUUGUACUAAAUUUUUUUUAUAACUAUUAUUUUAUAACCAAAUCAAUGUACUUUUGUAAUUACUUAAAGACAAAGAUAUAUUUUA